GUCGCGGACGGUCCACGAUACUGCAGAAGACGUCGCGGGUGAGUGUAACUCUUCGCUGGACUGCAACAGAGGGAGGACAGACUCCAACAGGUUUGUUUUCGUUCUGGGUGACAGUGCUCAUGGCAGUUAGCGGUGACCUGAUGUUUUUUCUGGCAGUAUUCGUGGCUACCUGGACCUCGUAGUUGUCAACUAAUGGAUCCGUGAUUGGCGUUUCGUCAGAGAUUUUCCAGUUAAAUAGUUAAUCACAUCUUGCGAUGUCUCGGGGGAAGCCCGCCCAAACCGAUCAAGGCUGUCCCUAUCGAAUGGGGUGUCCUUCACCGACCUCCACCCCCGAGGAACUAGAGAGGAGGGCCAUCAUCCAGAGAAAUGACCUGCUGCUACACGAAGCAGUCAUCAAGAACGACACCGAGGGUGUCAGGAAGAUACUCAAGGAGCCUGUAGAUAUUAACUGUAGGAAUAAUUAUGGAAGAGCACCCCUACACUGGGCUUCGGCUAGGGGUAACUUAGAUAUAAUGGAAAUGCUUAUUGCAGCUAACUGUGAUAUCGAAGCUAGAGAUAAGUACGGAAUGCGUCCUCUCCAGAUGGCGGCCUGGCAUGGUCAUCCACUAGCCGUCCAAAUGCUCAUUAACUUAGGUGCCUGCUCACACGCCACUACUAAGGCACAAUACACGUUGCUGAUGUGUGCCGCACGGAACAACCGGGUAGAGGUUGUGGACUUCCUGUUGGACACUUUGGAGGACGUCAAAAUUGACGCCGUCGACGCAGACGGACAGACAGCGCUUUUCCAUGCCGCCCUCUUUGGUAAUGCUGCGGUCGUGAGGAGACUCAUCGAAGUGGGGGCGCAGCUGGAUAGAAAGAACAAGGAAUCGAAAACGGCCCUCCACAUGGCCUGUCAAAGGGGUCACUGCGAAGUAGCCCAACUCCUCUUGGCUCACGAGGCUGAUAUGGAAUCUAGAGAUGAAGAAGGAAAUACACCUCUUCAUGUAGCUGCUCAGAAUCAGCAAACGGAACUGGUCCACAUGCUAUUAGACUCUGGAGCAGACCCAGACAGUGAAAACUUGAAGGGGUCAACAGCGUUACACAUAGCAUGCAGCUUAGGAUGUAAAGGGAUAUUAGAAUUGCUUAUACAGCACAACGCCAUGCUGAACAAGCAGAAUAAGUGUGGAAGUACACCUCUCCACAUGGCAUGCCAAUCCAACGAAGUGGACGUCGUGGACACGCUAAUAGGUCGAGGAGCAGAACUGAAUUGCCUAAACGCGAGGCUUCAGUCGCCCAUCCAUAUCGCUGCUGAGAUGGGCCAUACGGAGAUAUGCAAGCUGCUGCUUGCCGCAGGAGCCGACAUAGAGCAACGGGAACAGGGGGGCAGAACGCCGUUGUAUAUCGCCGCCAGAGGGAGCUUCACAGCCAUAGUGGAUAUGAUUAUAAAAACUGCGCGGUUGGAUUAUCCUUCUCACGAAGAACAAACCAAUAGUGGGAGAAGGGAGAGUCUUAGACCUAAGCUAAGUCGAAAAUGGAGGACCAACUCCAAGGAUGAUGGAAAGGGGAAGGAAUCUGAAAGGCUGAGGGAGGUCCUCUACAAGCUGGCCUACAAACACUUGAGCCACGGCGAGUGGAAGAGGCUAGCCAGUCACUGGGCUUUCACCGAGGACCAGAUAAAAGCUAUAGAGCACCAGUAUAAUGUGCGUUUUAAAGAAGGAUAUCAGAAGGAAAACAAAGUAUAUAUUACAGGUCCGUCUAGUUACAAAGAACAUGGUUUCCGAAUGAUGUUGAUAUGGGCACACGGCUUAGCACCCGACGUUAAUCCAGUUAAAGAAUUAUAUGAGAGUUUAGUGGCCAUAGGAAGACGACCGUUAGCAGAUGCUCUUCGGAAGAAGAUAGACCAGGAGAAUGAAGCGAGGAGGAAGGGACACAAGCAGAGAUGUCGCCACUGUAGCAUAAGUUAGAAACGGAGUCUUAUGAUUAGAAUACUUGUAUAUGAAAAUAACGCAUAUCUACAAAACCCGUGGUACACUGUACAAUCCAAGUGGUGUGCAAUUCCGUAUAGCAUCGAUGCAAGAUGAAUUCUAUCGAGACUAGCAACUUAUAGUAGAAUAGUAAUAAUAAUAUUUUUAUUUUUUGUUACAGUUUAACAUUUGUCCGAACAAAGUUGCUGCUUUUUAUUAUUUUUUAAUUUUGUAGUAGAUAUUAGUAACGUUUUAUAAAUGUUGAACAAUUUUUAGUUAUCGAUAUUUUGCUAAUAUUUAUAUAUCUUCUGAUGUUAGAAUUGUUAGUGUCGAGUUCUCUUCCGAAAACAAACCAAGCGGAAAAAUCUUAGUUUAGAUAAACCCAUAAAUAAUAUUUUCUACAUUAUUUAUUAAUGUUGAUUAAUAGUUCAUUCAUCAUAUGUAAAUCUUUCUCUUUGCAAUCCAGAUUUAUAGAAUUUAGAACCAUAAACUGACAGAAAAAUAAGUAGAUAUACAUAUUAAAAGUUAUAGUUCAUCUUAAAAAAUAGCCUCUUAAGAAGUCUAAUGAGAAUAUACAGGGUGGUCCGUAUUUCAUGGCUCAUCAUUGCUAUCUGGGAGACCGUAAACAGAUCAAAGAUAUAUAUCUGCUGCCGGUCCUGAAAUAUUGUGAAAAAACUGAAUAUAGCGAUUUUAGACAAUCCCUGGCGUCCUUAUUUCACAACAGAAAGAAUUGAAAUUUGGUACUAGGGGAUAAGAAGAUACGGGAAAUCCAUUUUCGUCAAAAGAACAUUUCUACGACCACUAGUUUCAGUUAUUCAACAUUCAGUUGUUUUUUUUUUCUUAUGGGCGCCAUAUUGGAUCCUGACAGUAACAUAUAGAGGAUAAAAAUACGAACACGUCAACUAUUUACUACUAUU
Anoplophora glabripennis (Asian longhorned beetle) is the source of this 2860-nucleotide messenger RNA. Its product is annotated as ankyrin repeat and death domain-containing protein 1A-like. Gene Ontology annotation, biological process: signal transduction. Bases 255 to 1943 code for a protein of 562 amino acids. The transcript is spliced from 16 exons. Lineage: Eukaryota; Metazoa; Arthropoda; Insecta; Coleoptera; Cerambycidae. The record is from RefSeq and is a predicted model, not a curated record. Gene Ontology annotation, molecular function: protein binding.